This is a messenger RNA of Saccharomycodes ludwigii, 1164 nucleotides long. It is a transcript of the gene KAE1, whose product is annotated as tRNA N6-adenosine threonylcarbamoyltransferase. Gene Ontology annotation, biological process: tRNA threonylcarbamoyladenosine modification. Bases 1 to 1164 code for a protein of 387 amino acids. The record is from RefSeq and is a predicted model, not a curated record. NCBI's taxonomy places the organism in Eukaryota, Fungi, Ascomycota, Saccharomycetes, Saccharomycodales, Saccharomycodaceae. The transcript has a single exon. Gene Ontology annotation, cellular component: EKC/KEOPS complex; cytoplasm.
AUGGUGGUCAAUUUGAAUAAAAUAUCUCCAAAAAAUAAAAAGUAUUACUUGGCAUUAGGUUUAGAAGGAUCAGCUAACAAGCUAGGUGUUGGUAUAAUUAAACACAAAUACCCACUAAUAUCAUCUAGCAGCAGUAGCAGUAGCACCAGUACAGGAUUAGAAAUAUUAAGUAAUGUUCGUGAUACAUAUAUUACGCCGCCAGGUGAGGGUUUUUUGCCCAGAGAUACAGCAAGACAUCAUAGAAAUUGGAUUGUUAGGUUAAUUAAAAGAGCAGUUGAAGAAUCUAAAAUUUCUAUUCAGGAUAUAGAUAUUAUUUGUUUUACUAAGGGUCCUGGCAUGGGGGCGCCUUUGCACUCUGUGGUUAUAGCUGCUAGAACAUUAAGUUUAAUGUAUUGCAUACCGCUGGUUGGUGUAAAUCAUUGUGUCGGGCACAUUGAAAUGGGAAGGGAGAUCACUAAAGCUGAAAAUCCGGUAGUUUUGUAUGUUUCUGGCGGAAAUACACAGGUAAUCGCAUAUUCAGAAAAUAGAUACAGGAUAUUUGGUGAAACUUUGGAUAUUGCCAUUGGUAAUUGUUUAGACAGAUUUGCUAGAACUUUAAAAAUUUCCAAUUAUCCAUCACCGGGUUAUAAUAUUGAACAGUUGGCGAAAAAGGGUAAAAAUUUGGUGGAAUUGCCGUAUACUGUGAAGGGCAUGGAUUUAUCUAUGAGUGGUAUCCUAGCGUAUAUCGACAAAAUUGCUAAAGACCUGUUUAGAGGGAACAAGAUUAAGGUUAAUAAGCUCUUGUAUAACAAAAAUUCAAAUAAAGAAUCAGAGGUAGAAAUCACUGUAGAAGAUUUGUGCUAUUCUUUACAGGAACAUCUUUUUGCCAUGUUAGUUGAAAUUACAGAAAGGGCAAUGGCGCAUGUGAAUUCAACACAGGUUUUAAUUGUAGGUGGUGUAGGUUGUAACGUUAGAUUACAAGAAAUGAUGCAAGCUAUGUGUGAGGACAGAAAAGGUGGUAAAGUGUAUGCCACUGAUGAAAGAUUUUGUAUAGAUAAUGGAGUAAUGAUAGCGCAAGCUGGUUUAUUACAAUAUAGAAUGGGCGAUAAAGUUAAAGACUUGGCUGAAACGGUUGUUACCCAAAAAUUUAGAACUGAUGAAGUUUAUGUAUCCUGGAGAGAUUAA